CUACGAUCUGCGAACCGUUUUGAAAACGCACUCGGUUCGAACACUGUAGGUUCGAAAAAUGAAAACACACUCGGUUCGAAAAAUGAAAACGCCUAAAUCUCUUAGGUUAUGAAAAUCAAAACAAGAAAAAAAUGGGCCUUGGGAAAAGAAUAAUUUUCCACUCCAAAACAAUAUUGCCAAGAAGAAACUACUCAAAACUAUCAAAAAAUAGCCCGCAAUGGAAAAGUGUAGUCGGUCUGGAAGUUCACGCACAAAUCCAAUCAGAAACCAAAUUGUUUUCCGGGUCCCCAACGAAGUUUUCGAGCCCCGUUAAUUCCAAUGCGGCCCUUUUUGAUAUAUCGACCCCUGGCACGCUUCCUGUUUUGAAUAAACGCUGUGUAGAAGCAGGAGUUUUAACCGCCUUAUCUUUAAACUGCAAAGUUAACCCUGUGUCGUAUUUUGAUAGAAAACACUAUUUUUAUGCUGACAUGCCUUCGGGUUAUCAAAUAACCCAACAGAGAGCUCCCCUGGCAUCAAAUGGUAAUAUGGAAUUUCAUGUGUUUGCUCCAGGUGUACAUAAAACUUGUUAUAAAACUAGUGCAAGAAUUAAACAGCUACAACUUGAACAAGAUAGUGGAAAAAGUCUUCACGAUUUCGACAAAAGUUUGGUGGAUUUGAACAGGGCAGGUAUACCUCUGAUGGAAUUGGUUUUCGAACCAGAUUUAGUGGACGGAGAAGAAGCAGCUGCUCUCAUCAAAGAACUAAUGAUGAUAUUGCAAACAAUACAGACUUGUUCGUGCAAAAUGGAAGAGGGAGCAUUAAGAAUAGACGCAAAUGUAUCCAUACACAAGGACGGCGAACCGCUUGGCACAAGAACCGAAAUAAAAAACAUAGGAUCUGUAAGAGGAGUAGCUGGUGCCAUCAAAUAUGAAAUUCAAAGGCAAAUAAAAAUUAAGGAAAACAACGGUACUAUUGUCAAUGAAACAAGAUCGUGGAAUCCAGAGAAAAAGAUUACAGUGCCCAUGAGAGACAAAGAAGUCCAGCAGGAUUACAGAUAUAUGCCAGAACCAAAUUUGCCUCCUUUGCAUAUUGGUAUGGGGCCUGUUGAAAAUGGUUUUAUAAAUGCGGAUAAAAUUCGAGAGAAAAUACCUGAAUUGCCUGAGCAAAUACGAUGCAGGUUGAGAGAAACUUUUGGACUUACUUCUGAACAAAGUAUUAUUUUAGUGAAUGAUUUUCAUCUUCUAAGGGCUUUUGAAGAAUCGAUUUCUGGAAGAUCUAUUAGCGGCACAAAACUUGCAAAUUUUUUAAUAAACGAGCUUAAUAGAGCCUUAAAUCAAAUGGACUUGGAAUUGCAGAACGUGAAAUGCAAUCUAAAAUAUUUUGGUGAAAUUUUGGAGUUAAUUGAAGCGAGCACCAUUAGUAGAGCUACUGCUUUGUUGGUGACUGAGGAAUUAUUAAAAGGCAAUAUGGAUAAUCCCACAAAGAUUGUCGCAGAUAAGAACUGGAAGCAAAUCACAGAUGAAAAAGAAUUGAGAAAAAUUUGCCAGCAAAUUUUAGAUGAAAAUGAAAAAGCUGUAAAGGACUAUUUGAAAGGUAAAACAAAAGUUUUUAAUGCUUUUAUGGGCUACGUUGCCAAAAAAACUGACAAUAGGGCAGACAUGAAAAAGUGUAGUGAAAUUGUUAAGGAAUUAUUGUUACACCUUGAAAAUAAAAGACAACCUUAAACAAAAAAUACCAUUUUUUUUUGUAACAAUGAAGUUAUUCAAAUAAUUACAAUCAAUUAUCAUUGUAUAAAGUUUGUAUAAAAAUAUAUAGGUAACAAAUGGCACAGAUCACAAACUGCAUAAUAAAGAUAUGCAUUAAUCAACAAUAAUGCAAUAGAAAUACACUCAUUUUAAGCUUAUCAACUAUCAUCUUCAAUCUUAAUACUACUUUCAGCUUCUGAGACCCUUUCGGGAACAUCUAUUAUUGGAGGAGGUUUUUCUUUUGGCCUUUUCUGAGCGUAACUCAAAGCAUUCUUUUGGAAGUCCAAGGGCAAAACUCCUAAAUCACCACUAUAUCUAUUUUUG
Molecule: messenger RNA, 2048 nt
Organism: Ceutorhynchus assimilis (cabbage seed weevil)
Lineage: Eukaryota; Metazoa; Arthropoda; Insecta; Coleoptera; Curculionidae
Source: the annotation of a GenBank genome assembly